CUUCAAAAUUAAUUCAAGCAUGUUCUAAAUUUAUUCAAUCAUGUUCUAAAUUUUCAAGCUCAUGUUCUAAAUUUAUUCAAGCAUGUUCUAAAUUUAUUAAAUGAUGUUCUAAAUUUUUUCAAGCAUGUUCUAAAUUUAUUCAAGCAUGUUCUAAAUUUAUUCAACCAUGUUCUACAUUUAUUUAAACAUGUUCUAAAUUCAUCCAAACAUGUUCUAAAUUUAUUCAAGCAUGUUUUAACUUUUUCAACGGUGUUCUAACUUUAUUCAAGCAUGUUCUAAAUGUAUUCAAGUAAGUUCUAAAAUUUAUUAUAGCAUGUUUUAAUGCUGCCACUUUUCUUUAUUGCCAAUGUACACUUGAUAUAUGUUGGCAAUUAAGAAGAGAUACAUACAGAAAAGUAAAAUAAAGAUAAACUAAUUGCGCAACCAUGUACUACGAUAAGCCACAGUGUUCACAGCAUAAUUUUGCAAAUUUAGAGGCUACAAUACACUUUGAGAGUGAAAUAUUUACCAAACAACUUCCAAGUUUACACAAUCUAAAUAGAUAAACUCCGAUAUUCUACCGCACCAGCACCAAAGAAAUAACAUAAUAUACCAGUAUACAAUUGCAGGUUUCCAAAAUAUUAAGGUCGUACUGAUUGGAAUGUAAUUAAAAACAUCUGGUAAAGUUGCUAGAAACAUUCGAAGUUUGAUUUGCAGGUUCACAUAUAUGUUUUGAUUUCGAAGAAUCGAUUGAAAAAUCGAUUGAAAAUUGCUGAUUAAAAUUGAUUUUGAAUCGAGAAAUCGAGAAAUGAGAAUUACUGGAUUGAAAUUACCGAUUGAAAUUGCUGAUUGAAAUUAGUGGAUUUCUGGUUCAAUUUGACCGGCGAAUUUGUUCGAGCGGCGACGAGAAGAGAAGGAACCACCGCGAGCAACGGCGGCGAUCGAUUUAGGCGAGGUUCGGCGACCAACGAUGGAAUUGCUGGGAGCAGCGGCGAUCUGCGGCGGCGAGCAGCGUCGAGCGGCGGCGGUGAGCAACGGCGAGAAGCGGCGGCGAUCGGCGGCGGCGAGCAGCGAACUGAGCAGUGAGAGAAGCGUUCGAAAGGAGAGAGAGAGAGAGGGGAAUCGAAGAGAGAGAAAUAGGGCUGGAAAUAAUGGAAAAAAUGGUUAAAAAAUAAUUAUAUUGGGAUAUUUGUUCAUAAUAAUUACGAAAAUGCCAUUAUUAAAAAGUGUUCUCACCGUAAAGAAGUGUUCUCACCGUAAGGAAGUGUUCUCACGAGAGCCUUCCUCUAUAUAUAUAUAUAUAUAUAUAUAUAUAUAUAUAUAGGGAGGGAUCAUGUGAAAAUACCUCCUUAUGUGAGUAUACUAAUAUAUAUGAGAAUGAAUCUAAUCCGUAGGAUUAGAUUCAAUCUAAUGGCUAGGAUUAAAUAAGAAAACCCAUCAAACUUCCAAUUAAAACCAAUCACUUUUUCAUUAAACCCACGUAACUUUCUCUCUCCAGACCCUCCUCUUCACUCUUUCCCUCUCACGCGAUUUUGAACUCCCUAUUAUCCCCUCAAUUUUCUCUCUCCUUUGAAGAAAACCGCCAUCGCAGCCUCCAAAACGGCAAAUCGCUCCGUCGUCGCAACUCCAAUUAUUGAUUUAAGAUGAUUGGAGUAGAAAAACAAUACGAACGACGAAGCAAAAACAAACACGACAAACUAGCAAAAAAUCCAGACGAUAAUGAAGAGGUAAUCGAAACUCACAACAAUAGAGAAACUAAAGCUAACCUCAAUGAAGAAACCGAUGUUAAUGUGAACAAAGAACAAGAGGAAGUGAAUAAGAAACAUAACAAACUAAGGAAACAUGUUGCAAAGAGGAAAGAGAGUACAAAAAUUGUUGUUAGAGAUGUCAAGAAGCACAAGUCUAUAGUUGAGGUGCGUUCGGGGUCACAAGACUGCAUAGAAGUGGAUAACAAUUCAAGGUCGGUGAAGAAGGAGGAAAGACUUUUGAUCCAAAGAAUACCAGCAAAUUGGUUCAUGGCACUUAUUCCUAAAAUUCCCAGACAACACAGAGCUUCCAUUAGGAAGAUAGGCUUUGGUGCCUUGAUUUGCAUAUUGGUGCCCAUAAGUCAAAGUUUUCUGUUGAACUUGUAACAAGCUUAGACACCAACAGAGUUACUUUGGUCAUGUAUAGCAAAGAAGAAAUAGAUAUUGAGUUGGAUGACAUACACCUUGUCUUAUGUUCUAAACUAGCAUUGCAUAUGUUCUGAAUUAACAUUGCAUAUGUUCUAAACUAAUGUUGCUUAUGUUAUGAAUUAACAUUGCUUAUGUUCUAAAGGUUUA
Molecule: messenger RNA, 2300 nt
Organism: Spinacia oleracea (spinach)
Lineage: Eukaryota; Viridiplantae; Streptophyta; Magnoliopsida; Caryophyllales; Amaranthaceae
Exons: 5
Coding region: 1623-2111 (162 amino acids)
Source: RefSeq, a predicted model, not a curated record